UGUAGGAUAGCCCGGAGUGAGUGAGAUAGAGAAUCGGAAUUCUCAGAGCUGCUGCUAGUGCAAAGUGUCGCUGGUUCGUGUGUUAAAAUUGUGCUCUUAUGGUGGUGUCAAACGGUGAUACGAUGGCUCACGGGAUAAAAGAAGAAUGGGAAGAAGGGACUGUGCCUCUGACGACGGAAAAGCACGCGAAAAUUGACGAGAAGAAGGGAAAAUCCGACGGCAAAGGUAUGAGUUCGAGGCGGAUUUUCUCACCUCAGUUCAAGUUAUUAGUGUUAAAUUCUUAUAGAACAGAUUCCGAUUGUAAGGGAAAUCAGAGAGCUACUGCUCGUAAAUACGGAAUUCAUAGGAGACAGAUUCAAAAGUGGUUACAGAUGGAAUCUAAUUUAAGACUAACAGUUCAAGCUACAUCAGAAAACAGAGCUAACAAAAGCGAGGACGAAGUGGCCUUGAACCUUAGCUCGCCCAGACAGCGAGGCGUCGUCGACGACGAGAGCUGCGCUGCGGGUUGCCUAGAGACUCCUGUCUCCGUCGGCCAGCCUUCUCCAGCAACACGACCAUCCUCUGCUUCUACAUCGGACACCGAGGAGAUCAACGUGGAUGGCGACUCCAGCUCCGAGGAUGAAGUCAGCAGUACAGAUUCUUAUGACAGAAGUGAUUCUGACAGAGCUUUGGACCUUACCUGCGCCGCCUUGAGCAAACGUAGGUUCUACUCGACCGACUUCAAGUUGCAAGUGUUGGACGCUUUCUAUUACGAUAAAAUCUGCCACGGAAAUCAAAGAGCAGUAGCGAGAAAAUUCGGAAUCCACAGAAGACAAGUGCAAAAAUGGUUGAAGCUCGAAAACAGUUUACGCAGUGAGGCUAGUGAGGACUGCCUGGACUUGUCGUGUAAGAAACGUAAAGCCGAGGAGGAAGUGUGUGAAGUUCGAGCCAAGAGGUUUUCACCGGGUUGCUGCACAGCUCUUUGCUGCGACGAUAGAGUCGAAGUGACCAGCACUUGCCAAGAGUCUGCGCUUUGCCUGGUCAAACCGAGGACACCACAAGAGGUAUCAAGCACUAUGGAUUUGUACGCUUACCAAACCUCCCCUCCUGUCUGUUACCUAAGUCCUACUGAAUUACCAACCUAUGACCCACACUACUUGCCCUGUUGGAGUACACCUUUCUACCCUUCCUACCCCAUCGACAAUGUUCCUAAAUGGUUUAGCCAUGAUUAUAGUGAUAGUUCGAUCAAAGUUUAUGGGAUGUAUAGGUGAAACCUAACAAUUUAUCCAUGAUUUCACAAGUGCCUAAUCUUUUUGAGUACCGUAGUGUGAUUAACUAUUAAAAUACUUAUUUAAUAAGUGAUAACUUAUGUUGUUAGCAUUACCGUACUGGACUGUAAACGAAUGAAAGCAUAAAACACUUAAUAGGUUCCUGUAAGCCUAAUAUAAAAACACAUAAAUUAUAGGCCUAGGCCUAGCAAAAAGAAUUAGCAUAAAAACAUAUUAUGUUUUCAGCCCUUUGUUAAGCCAAUUUUAAAAUACAUACCAGUAUAUUCUAUUUUAAUUAAAAUAAGUUAGCCUACAUACAUUCUAUUUUAAUUAAAAUACAUACAUUCUAUUUUAAUUAAAAUACAUACAUUCUAUUUAAAUUAAAAUAUAUAGCCUACAUUCUAUUUCCGGGUUUUGAGAUUUUUGAAAUUCACUGAUUUUUUAUUGAAAAUAGCUUAUGUACACUUUGAGCGCUAAAGAUUGAUUUAAAAUUAAAUUACAUUACAUUCAGAUCAUCCUGCAAAAAUACAGUUGGUUCUUAUUUUUUGGUAUCAAGACAAUGAAUUAAGUUAACUUAAUCCAACUUAGAUUGUUGGAAUCUUUUACUAACAAUCCGUUCAAGAUUUUGUCAAAACUGAAAAAAUUCAUAAACUUUAUCAACAUGAAAAAUACGUAAAAAAUACCACGCCAUAUUUUUAAAUUUUUGAUUGACAAAACUUUUGGAAAAGUAUAUGUUUGCAAUAUAGGCUACUUGUAUGCAAUAAUUUUUGUACUUUUUCAUAUCUUGGUGUUUUUGAAAACUACAAUUGGCCUUUUUGGGCAAGUUGCAAAUGCAUAGUAUACUAAUGGUUUGUUCAAACUAUUAAAAUACAGUAAUUAGGGACUUUUUAGAAUCUUAAUCUUUUAUAUAGGUAUAAAAGAGAGAUAAACAUAGCAACUCUAGGUAGGCCUACAUACAAAAUUUACAUAAUUUUUUCUAGGCCUACCUACCUUAACUUAAAAAUUUUUAUAUUUUAUUUAAUUGAAUAAUUUUAAAAAUCUAACUAGGGUAUCUACACAUUGUUCAUAUCUAGUAAUUUAUUAAAAAAAUUUAAAACUUUGUAAUUUUUAUUUUUGAAUAUAAAUGUUAUAUGUCCUUUGGCAACAAUAAUUGUUGUAAAUCUUAAUCAUACAAGAUUGCAGAGUGUAAAAUAUGAAGAAUUUAAUAUUGAAGCUCUAUUGUUUUUAAUUUACAGUCUGUUCUUAACAGUAGCAUUUUAUAGAUUAGUGUGUUAAAUAAGUAGGCCUAAGGUAAAAUUUUCAAUUUCAAAAGUGCCUUUCUCUGUGAAACAUGCUCAAUUUUAAUGUGCCAACUAAUAGAGUUGAGCAAUAAGCUCUCAGUAUUUGUUAAGAGCCAUAAAUUAAAAAAAAUAUUGUGUAGUUAAAAAUUAAAAAAUAAAACGCACACUACUAAAAAACAUCAAAUUUAUUUUACUAUGUUUGUUGGCAAUGAAAGUUCUAAUAGACUAUUUAAAGAUUUAUCUUUGAUAUAACAUCACAAAAUAGGUUAAUAUAGAAUAUUUUGUAAUUUGAUUUAUUCAGGAAUCGAUUCCUCAAAAAUAAAACAUUUCAGAUUCAAGGAUAAAUAUUUAAGGAUAAGGUGAUCAAUAAUAAGUUUUGGCAAACCAACCUAUAUUGUUGCCGACUAAAAUGUGCCUUUUAUCGCUAAAAAUCUACCAAGUUAAGUACGUUUUAUAGGCCUAGAUCUUGUACUUUCUUUUAUAAGUUUCAGAAAACUAGAUGUUAAACAUAUUUUGUGCCAAAUAAAUAUGGGAUUUAUAUAUUCAGUAAGAGUUUCUUGGCUGGAUGUUAGAUAGUCCUAGCCUAUAAUUUUCUUUUAAUAAGAGAAGUUUAUAGAAGUUUUAAAGAAGAAACAAUAAAAUGACAAUAUUUAUAACUUAUUUGUAAUUAUAUUUAUAGACGUUUCAGUGAUUUUAGUACCAAACAAAUAUGUUUGCAGCCAAUGUAAAAUUGUUCUUUCAAAUAUUUGUAAUUAGUCUACCUAAAACUCUUUUGAAAUAACAUGAUGUUUAUGAGAGUUUAUUUUUAUAAUAAUUGUAAAUACUGUAAAUAAAAUAGCAAUAUUUUAUAAGUUUGUAAA
Macrosteles quadrilineatus (aster leafhopper) is the source of this 3387-nucleotide messenger RNA. RefSeq lists its product as uncharacterized. The record is from RefSeq and is a predicted model, not a curated record. The coding region runs from base 99 to 1250 and encodes 383 amino acids. The transcript has a single exon. NCBI's taxonomy places the organism in Eukaryota, Metazoa, Arthropoda, Insecta, Hemiptera, Cicadellidae. Gene Ontology annotation, molecular function: sequence-specific DNA binding.